CCGUGCCCCGUUGCCAUGGUGAGGCGGCCGAACCGCCAUGGAGGAGGUGACCGGCAGCCGGUACCGAGGGGAUACUCUGCGCGGCAGGAUGGAGGGGCCGGGCUGCUACACGCUGCCGACGGGCACCCAGUACUGGGGCAUGCUGAAGGACGGGAUGUUCGACGGCGAAGGAGAGCUGCUCUUUCCCAACGGCGGCAGAUACCGGACGGUCUGGCACCGCGGGGUGCCCGAGAAGGGGGAAUACACUUUUGCAGAUGGUCUCAAAUACAAAGAUAAAAAAUGGCAUUACUGUGAUGGCUACGACAGAAGAUUUUACACAGAAAUCUGCUCUGGUCUUAAACCAGCAGGCAUUUCUCAGCUUACAAAUUUGGAUCCUCCCAGAAAAAUCCCAAAAGGAUGUUACGACUGUGGUGAUGGAUACUAUAAUCCUGAAACCAGGGUUGUUAUUGACUACAAGUUCAGGUUUCUGAGAAAUGCAGAUGAUGAAGAACAUGAGUGGAUCGUUGGGACCUGCCGGAAAGCUUGGGAUGAAAUAGUCAAACACAAACCCAAGCCAUAAAAACAGUUCUUGCCAGGCAAUAAUAUUCCAAAGCAGGUAAUCUGAUUCACAAUAAAUCUAAUUUGUCCUCCUGCAUUUGUCUCACCCUUUCCCUUGACAGGAAUAUAAUCUUUUUGUCAUCUUUGUCAGCACAAACAAAAUGGAAAUAAUCAUUUAAUCAGUCACGCUGAGAGAAAGCAGUGGAAGAAAAGCAGAUUGUACUCACAAUAAUCUUCCCGAGAGGUGUGCAGUGUGCUACACACACACGUUAUUAAGCCUGAAAACAAUUUGUUAAAAAGAGUGCCUCAGAUUCAGCGUUGAAGUCAUUCAAAUCCAUCUUAAUCAACAUUAUUUUCCCAGAUUUUAGUUAGCUGUCCUGGUGAAUUCCUUUCCUCUCUUUUUGCUCAGUACUUUGAUAUUGAUUGAUCAUUGUAAUAAUGUACACCAGAGGUAUUCUUUAAUGACUGGUUUGCUAACUAGGA
This is a messenger RNA of Calypte anna (Anna's hummingbird), 1020 nucleotides long. RefSeq names its product MORN repeat containing 5 (gene MORN5). Lineage: Eukaryota; Metazoa; Chordata; Aves; Apodiformes; Trochilidae. The transcript is spliced from 5 exons. The record is from RefSeq and is a predicted model, not a curated record. The coding region runs from base 38 to 559 and encodes 173 amino acids.